Passer domesticus (house sparrow) is the source of this 1212-nucleotide messenger RNA. RefSeq names its product fibronectin type III domain containing 11 (gene FNDC11). Lineage: Eukaryota; Metazoa; Chordata; Aves; Passeriformes; Passeridae. Bases 175 to 1143 code for a protein of 322 amino acids. The record is from RefSeq and is a predicted model, not a curated record. The transcript is spliced from 2 exons.
CGUCCUGCGGGGCCGGGCCGGGCCGGGCCGCGGGGGGAUCCGGCCGGGCCGCGCUGGGCCCGGAGCGCCUGACACAGCUCCGGGGUGUGAACAGCACCUGGACACGGCUCCCGGGGUGUGAGCAGCACCUGGACACGGCUCCCGGGGUGUGACAAGCACCCAAGCUUUGGAAACAUGGCUAAGGUUUUGCAUGAGACUGAAACCACUCCGGACAGUACCCCACCCAGAGAAGAACAGGACGACAAUGCCAGCAUGAAGCAGUACCUGAGAAACAAAAACCUUGUUCUGGAUUUCCUGCGCUCUGACCUGAACCCACACCAUCUCCAGUACCACUGGAACAAAGUUCAUCUUCUGAAGAAGUGUUACUUUUACUUGAAGUUUGAGCCCAGACACGUGUGCGUGAGAGACCAGAACAAUAUGAUGAUUUUUGCUGACAUCUUGCAAAUAGCAAACCCCUGCCAACUCCAGAAGAUCAAGAAGGUGGGGAAAAAACAGACUGAAAUCCAGCUGGCACUUUUAACUGAGCUGUUGGAGCAGCUGGAACGAGGUCGGGAGGAGCUGAGCCGUUACGUACAGAUCUGUGACGUAGAAGCUUUCCUCUCCCAGUGGGACUUGAACAUAAAGAGAGUGCUCAAGCUCUCCAUGUUUUUCAAUAAGCUCAUUUCCUUGGAAGAGCCAAGGAAGCUGCAUGUCAAGCACAGUUUGGUGUCACAGAUACAUCUCGGAGGUGCUCUACACCCUCCCAUUACUUUUUCUCUCUACACCAAGAAGCCGCCGAUUUUUGAUCGGAUAGAGUCGUUCGCGUGCCAGACCUGGGCCCAGCUCAAGUGGUUCACUGAAAGUCAGGAGUCACACCUGGAACGGUGGCAGCUGGAGAUCAAGCUGGUGACAGACGACAGUCAGACAGAACCAGGAUACGGCCGGACCCAGGAAGUCAUCUCCAACCCGUGUGUAAUCAACCACCUGCUGCCCGGCAGGUUGUACGAGUUCAAAGUGAGGAGAUCCGACACUCACACGCUCGUCUACUCGCAGUGGCACGACUGCAUUAUAUUGAAGACAAAAACUCACCCUGCUGAAGACGCCAAGGAAGCCCCCAACCGCAGCCUGAUGAGGCGGCUCACAAGACCGACUCCCUCAGUUUAAUGGUUUAAUGAAAAAGAUGAGUAAGAGUAAUUAAAAAUAAAUUGUUUAAACAGUUUGCUUUAAAUCAAA